Aspergillus ochraceoroseus IBT 24754 is the source of this 1881-nucleotide messenger RNA. Its product is annotated as MATE family efflux transporter. Gene Ontology annotation, molecular function: xenobiotic transmembrane transporter activity; antiporter activity. The transcript is spliced from 3 exons. The coding region runs from base 1 to 1881 and encodes 626 amino acids. Lineage: Eukaryota; Fungi; Ascomycota; Eurotiomycetes; Eurotiales; Aspergillaceae. Gene Ontology annotation, cellular component: membrane. The record is from RefSeq and is a predicted model, not a curated record. Gene Ontology annotation, biological process: xenobiotic detoxification by transmembrane export across the plasma membrane.
AUGCCACGCGAUAAGAGCGCAAACUCGCUCGGCACACCGGAAGGCCGAGCCCUUCACGGCCAUUUCCUUUCGAGCUCUCCACUUGCCGAGGCUGCCAUUGCCCGUGACUUGGAGGAAUAUGCUGAUGAUGAGGAUUCAGUGCUCACUGAAGACGAUACGUCGGGAAUUUCAACCAUUCGUCCAGUAAUCGGUAGUCUUCCCGGCACGGCGCCUCAUUCUCUGGCUGGAUCUUACCAGCGUCCGAGUUUUUUCACAACGGUGUCGCAUGCGACAGUGGUCCCGCAUUGUCUGGAGAACGAAGGGCUGACACCCAGGGAGCGCGAGCAAGCGAUUGAAGACGAGCGACAGUUGCUGGCCGAUAGUAAUUGUUUGGUAUCGUCUGUCGGGGCCAAGGGCCAGCGCAGGAGGUCUGAGGCUGGAACGGCGGAAACAACCUCUUUGUUAGCCGGAGAAGAUCGGUGUCCUGGGUUCAACGCGGCAGAGGAUGAGGACAUUGAUCGAAAGUGGGAGGAAGCAGUGGUUGCGGGCCUGAUCCAGACUACUUGGCAACGCGAAGCAAAAGUGAUAGGCAAAAAUGCAGCUCCGUUGAUAGUCACCUUCCUACUUCAGUAUUCCUUGACUGUAGCCAGCAUUUUCACUCUAGGACACUUGGGCAAGAAGGAGCUGGGAGCAGUUAGUCUUGCGAGUAUGAGUGCAAAUAUCACCGGCUAUGCAGUUUACCAGGGCCUAGCGACUAGUUUGGAUACUUUAUGUGCUCAAGCGUAUGGAUCUGGGAAGAAGAAAUUGGUGGGACUACAGAUGCAGAGAAUGGUGUAUUUUCUGUGGCUUAUUACGAUUCCCAUUGCUGUUCUCUGGUACUUUUCGGAUAAGAUCCUGGUGAGAAUUGUACCGGAAAAGGAUGUAGCUCUUCUAGCCGGUCUUUACCUGAAGGUGGUCGCUUUGGGGGCUCCGGGAUAUGCUUGUUUUGAGAGUGGAAAGCGAUUUGUACAAGCGCAGGGGAUUUUCUCCGCAUCUCUUUAUGUUCUGCUGAUCUGUGCUCCGCUUAAUGCGUUUAUGAACUGGCUGUUUGUCUGGCAAUUCGGUUGGGGCUUUGUAGGCGCCCCUAUAGCGGUGGCCAUUACGGACACGCUCAUGCCCAUUUUGCUCUUUAUUUAUGUGUACUUUGUGGACGGAGUGGAGUGCUGGAAUGGAAUCACCCGAAGAGCGCUGCAUAACUGGGGUCCAAUGAUUCGACUCGCACUCCCUGGAUUGAUCAUGGUUGAAGCCGAAUGUCUUGCUUUCGAGGUGUUGACUUUGGGUUCUUCAUACCUCGGAACCACCCCCUUGGCUGCACAAUCAGUGCUCGCAACAGUCUCAUCCAUUACCUACCAGGUCCCCUUUACUCUCUCAAUUUCCGCGAGUACUCGUGUUGCCAACUUGAUCGGAGCGACUCUUGUCCCAGCAGCCAAGACAACCGCCAAGGUAGCCAUGGUCGGCGCCGUCAUCGUGGGCUUGUUAAAUAUGCUUUUUAUCUCAUCGCUGCGGCACUACAUUCCGCGGCUUUUUACCUCGGAGGAGGAAGUCAUCGAGCUCGUUGCGGAAAUCCUUCCACUUUGCGCAGCUUUCCAGCUGUUUGACGCCCUCGCAUCAAACUGUAACGGUAUCCUUCGGGGUCUUGGACGACAAGAAAUCGGCGGGUACGUUCAACUCUUCUGUUACUACGCAAUUGCCAUGCCCAUUAGUUUUGGGACCUCGUUCGGGCUAGACUGGGGAUUACCUGGUCUUUGGACUGGCGUUGCAAUUGCUCUUUUCCUGGUCUCCGUGUUCGAGGCUAUUUUCCUGACUCAAAUGGACUGGAACCGUUCAGUUGAGGAAGCUGUUCGUAGAAAUGCAAUAGCAUAA